AUGGACCCCUCACCGAGCUCAACCUCCCGCGAGCUCAAGGAUACUCGCGCGACCAGCUCGACCAGCCUCAACAGUGCUGCUUCGGGCUCUUCAUCCACUCAUAAACCACCUACUCUUUCUCAGCGAUCCCCUUCUGUAUCUAUAUCCGCUGGUUCUGGCCCAAGCUCCAUAUCCGCACACCGCGCAAGCUUCGCCGAGGGCUUGCGCAAUGCGCCCUCGUCCCCACGCUCUCAACGGCACCCUUCUUUCACACAGGCCGCUCUCCAGGAGCUUUUGAACCAUCCUCCUGCAGGUAACAAGCAUGCCAACCCCAGAUUUGCCGGCCGCGAUUGGCGUGAUGUAGCUAUCGGAGAGCUUGUAUCUCCCGAUGAUGUUAAAUGGGUUGACUUCAAUAGCAGCGUUGAAGAAGCUACAAAGGACCGACCCAAUAUGCGCCUUCAAGUACCAAAUAACCAUGCUAACUCUAACUCGCAGCUCCUCCUUAAGAGCCCUACCAACGUUGUUCUGGUCCGCGAGGAUCCCUCCACCCAUAUCGCGGUCUCCACAUUCGAUUAUACCGAUCUGAACGCAUACCUGCUUGUUGUCGUUGGUCUCGCCAAACCUGAAGAAGAUCAGGUUGAGCUAUUCAAUUCGAUUCUGGCCAAGGCUCAGGAAGGUGGCCAGAUUCCCCUACGAGACGUCUUCCCUCUUUUCCGCAAGGAAACACUCAUCACAUUGCCUGGUGACGAAAAGCUCGCACAGGCUAUCCAAAUUCUCGGCAGUGGCAUCCAUCGUCUGUUGGUGACAACUACUAGCGGCGAGGUGGUUGGCAUCGCAAGCCAACUUAGAAUUGUCGAGUUUUUCUGGAACGAAGGUGUCAACUUUCCUUCUAUUGAUCGACUUUACCCUGCUUUGCUACGUGAUCUGGGCGUUGGGGCCAAGGAGAUUGUUUCUGUCAACUCCGAUUCACCCUUAUCUGAAGCACUUACGCUUAUGAACAACGAAGGUCUUACAAGCGUUGCUGUUGUUGACAACGGCAUGAAUGUGGUGGGCAAUAUCUCGACCAAGGACGUCCGUCACUUAACCAAGAGUUCCAACGCCCAUUUACUCAAUUCGUCAUGCAUGAAUUUUAUUUCUGUGAUUCUCAACGAGCGAGGGGUUGAACACGGACGCGACGUCUUUCCCGUAUUCUACGUGAACCCCUACUCUACUCUGGCCCAUACCGUUGCCAAACUCGUUGCUACUCGAUCGCAUCGAAUGUGGGUGGUUGAAUCGGCAUCACCCUCCCCUUCAGCUCCUGCAACACCUUUAAUGGGGCCCCAAUCUUUCACGACCGCCGGCCCUCCACCUCCUGCUGCGCCCCCGUCGCCUGUCCCGACUGCAGCAGUACCUGCUUCUCCAGUCCCUACAGCUGCUGUGCCGGCAUCGGCCAUGGCCGGAGCUCGUCUUUCAGGGAGGCUUACCGGUGUUAUCUCGUUGACUGAUGUACUCAAUAUGUUUGCGAAAUCAACUGGUCUGCACCCUUCGGACCCCAACGAACAGCGAGCGAGGCGAAGACGAAGCUCAAGCAGCUCAGUGCGACCAAGUCUGGACUCAUCUCGAGCUAGUAUCGAUUUCCGAAGGUGA
Molecule: messenger RNA, 1605 nt
Organism: Fusarium proliferatum ET1
Lineage: Eukaryota; Fungi; Ascomycota; Sordariomycetes; Hypocreales; Nectriaceae
Exons: 3
Coding region: 1-1605 (534 amino acids)
Biological process (GO): regulation of mitotic metaphase/anaphase transition; cellular response to glucose starvation
Molecular function (GO): protein serine/threonine phosphatase inhibitor activity
Source: RefSeq, a predicted model, not a curated record